AUGUGCUCGAAGCGACGAACUCGGUUCCUGGCGGUUUGUGCUGGCCUCCUUCUUGCAUCGGCUGCCGUCAAUACACUUGUGACAAUGAAGCUAGUGAAGGAGGGUCCUUUGACAGAACUAUGGAGAAGUAGUCCCCACGAUGUCAAGUCCUUUGCUCAGACCGCAGAAAGGAAGCGAAGAAGACCUCACCCCUCCAAGGCACACAAGAAAGAUAAGGCACAACAUGCUGCUAUCAUGAAGUCGCUGCUAAGACGACAAGUCGAACUUCACAUGCCCAAUCCAAGUCAAGCUGACGCCGCCAAUGCCGCCGCGGCGCAAAAAAGAAGACUUGCACGUGUACAAAAUGUUGUACAGCAAGCAACCGGAGACACAAAGAGCACGGAGCCGGAACACGCCAAUAAUGGCGUCACCCCUCAAAAAGCUCGACCCAUGCAAGUGUACUUGCCAGAUAGCUCAAGCAAUGCAGUGGAAGAAAAGCGCUAUCCGCCGUCGUUCGCCACCACCCCAACAAGAAGAAACAUCGAAAUACCAGAACCAUUGAGAGCGCCAAACCAACCGAGCCAAAACACAAACAUGCCCUCAAAUUUCGCCAAGGCAUCAAUAAGCAAGCGUAUUAUAGUCACCCUACCUCCAGAUCUAGUAAAAGCUACAAAGAACAAGAUGCUGCCUGAUUCUGCCGCUGCAUCUAUACGAAAGGGCAUCAUAGGUUCGUUACGAAAGAACACUAAGCAAAACCCACUAACUGACAAUACCAACAAUGGUGUUAGCGAGCACUUGGUUGGUCCACCAAAGAAGAAGACAAUGCCACCGGUGCCGAUCAUAUCACUGCUACGAAACAAGGAGCAAAAGAUGACAAAGAAAGGUGUUAAAACGACAACAAAGCAUGCCACGAAAACUGCAAUGGCGACCAAGGGAAACAAAAGAGCGCAAAAGACGAACUUACCAAAUACAGUGGGAAGGAAGACUGCAAAGGGAGACAAGAAAGCUGUGGCAUCGUCGGCGAAGGGACAAACUCAAGUGCACAAAGACUUUCCAAAGAAAGGUGGAAGGACACCUGCAAAUCGAGACGAGAAAGCUGCAGCGGCGUACGCAACACCGAAACGGAGGCGGACGGCAGUGAUAAUGGAGGAGGAAGAACAGCACAAUACGAAGCGCCAGCACAAGAGCAACAAGAAGAACACAAUUGGACACGUCAAGCCAAUGACGAACAAGAAGAUACAAGUUUCAAGUAACGCUACUUCAAAUGUCGUGCGUGAAGCUGUUGCGGCGGCCAGCGUGAAAGCAUCCCAGCAUGCCACAGAAGAUGACGUUUGCGGUGGAUGCCGCUUCACAGAAGCCGGUGACAGGCCAUUCAAGACGUGUGGUUACUUUGCAAAUGAAAUAUCCCAACGCAACAAUGUGUCCUACCCGGAAGCUCUCAGAAUCUUGGUUCUAGAACAAGGGAACAACAAGUGCCGCCAUUGCCUCACCUGCAAGAAGCGCCACAAACAGUACUGGCGAUACGAUGAUGCAGCUCCCAAAAUUUUGAGAGCCGAAAGCUACUAUCUUCCUUCCAUCAGUAAACAGUGGCGCAUCCCAGCUUCCAUAUUGACUGGUACGGACGACAAUCAGGAAUCUCGCGUGCUCGACUACUUUUCCGAUCCCCAAAACGCCUACCCUGGUCGACGUUACUUAUUCGAGUAUAACCCGAGCAUAAUAAGGUUGCCGGCGGACCAGAAACCCGACAUUCCUGGAGAAGAUCCAGUGUACCUUGCAUCCUACAGGGUAUCCACACAGCAAAACUGUUUUCGAUCCAAUGUUACCUUGGCCAUGAUUGGAGGUUCUUGGGACCGUGAAAAACGUCCAAGGCAACUUGACCUUUUGGGAUUGGCGUUGCUGAGAUCUGACCUUUCAAUUAUACACGACAAUGCUGUGAAUAUUCAAAUGCAUUUUGGUCCACGCGAGGACUUUCGCUUGUUUGUCCUACACGGGCAAAUUUACGUCGCAUCAUACUGCGCAAUGCUUCCACUGUGGGUGAAGCCGGUUUCGUCCAUGAAAGGGAAGAAAACUGUCAACGGCAUGUUCCCGAGCAAGCUACAAGUGACCGUGGGAUCCGAGCGCACGAUGUGCUCCAGGUAUUGGAAAGACAUUGACAAGUCCAAGAAUCUGAACUACUUUGUGGAUGCGGACAAUAACACAAUGGUCGAAAUGUUCCCCUUACCACACGUCCUGCACAAGGUUGACCCAACUGGCAAAACUCCAGCACCCAAUCCAGAAAACGCAACAAGGGACGACACCGUUCCAUAUCCAAGCUUUUACACCAUGGAGGAAUACGAUCUGCACUAUCGUCACAACUUCUUUGAAAAUCCGUUCUCCUACGCUCGUGGAGGUGCCUGCUGUGUUCCAUUUACGGACCCUCGGCCGCCAAAGAGACGAAGCCUCACUGCCCAACCAGAGAGCAAAGAGUUACGCCUUGGUUUGGUUCAUGUGAAAACGCCCCACGGACGCGCCAAGUUCCAGAGUGUGACCGAACCCAAUCAGUACUUGUCACGAUUCUAUGCCUUUGAACCUACAUCACCUUACAAGGUUGUUGCCAUGUCUGGAUAUUUCUGUCUUCCUGCUGACCCCAGCAAACAUGUCCUUUUUGGCAAUAAGAAUGAUGAAAACAAAAACCCUUAUUUGAGCAUCAACCAGGACUGGAACAGCCUGAGUGUUGCUGGUGAAGACUACAGAUGCCCUUCCAUUCACUUUGUGACUGGAAUGGUCGAGAAAGCAGACGAUCCCUCAAGGUUGAUUAUUGCCUAUGGUGUCAACGAUUGCACAUCAUGGUUUGUGGAAGUUUCCAAGGCAGAAGUCAUCGACCUGCUAUUCAGACCGCCACGGAUCGUCAAGAAGAAACCCAUUCCAAUUCUGCCAGCCCAGGAAGGUUAG
Messenger RNA from Seminavis robusta, 2910 nucleotides. The record is from the annotation of a GenBank genome assembly. NCBI's taxonomy places the organism in Eukaryota, Bacillariophyta, Bacillariophyceae, Naviculales, Naviculaceae.